Molecule: messenger RNA, 1170 nt
Organism: Dermacentor albipictus
Lineage: Eukaryota; Metazoa; Arthropoda; Arachnida; Ixodida; Ixodidae
Source: RefSeq, a predicted model, not a curated record
GAUAUGAGAGCGGCGAGCGACGUUGGUUCCGGCGAGUUGGUCGCAAGGCAACGGAUCGUCAGCGUCGGACUGCUGCUCUUGUUGCAGGCACAGCUCCGCUCUGCGCCGAUACACGUGCCGCUGCCAGCGCCGUCUCAAGGACGUCACUGUCCUUCCGGUUCCACGCGUCGCGGCAUGGCCAUCCUUCGCUCCUGUUGCUGGCUCUCCGUGCGCAAGGGAAGCUUUGUGUGCGCAGUCUACACGCUCAUAUUCUACACCAUGUUGGUCAUCACUGGAGCGUUUCAUGCCAGCUCCGUGUUGCACUCACCUGUGGGCUUCAUGUUGAUCCUCAUACUUCUCGUUUUCUCUGGGCUGUGCAUAAUAUUCUCGAUGGUUCUUAUCAUCGGACUUUUCCUGGACAACCGACUUCUUCUGAUUCCGUGGCUGACAGUCGUGUCCAUGACAACAGUGUUGGAUGUUGGCCUCUCCUUGUACUUCAUCACCGGCCUGCGGAUUAACGCCUUCGUCGUGACUAUGUACAUCACUGACUACACACUGUGCUCCGUGAACGUAUACGCCAUACUUUGCGUUCUCUCUCAAUACCAAGAGUACGCCGUCGGACGCAGAGCAACGGGGAAGAAAGCGCGCGCUGCACUUCCUGUACUUUCGGGACCCAGUAACAAACCUGACCCACCAAAAUUGAGCAGCGUCUCUACUCGGCCCAGUAGGAUGCAGCCACAGCCAAAGACAGUCAACGUGUCACAAAACUCGGCGCAAGCAACGCCUCAUGUAGGAGCAGUGUCAGCUGACAAGGUUGUUCCUCUGGAACGGAUACCGGUCCUGCAGAUGAUGCCAGCGAUUCCCGAAAUGUCGACUGCAUUCGCCGGCGGGCAAGAGAUCUCGAGCAGCGUCCCCAUCUCGACGGCUGAGACGUCACUGCAGCCGUUCGCCGAAGAGGCCCAUCACAGACGAAAUGACCUCGUGCUGGAUGUCAGUAAGUUGCAUGUGAGAAACACGGAGGACAGACUGUCUGUGCCCGACACAAGACCGGCACAAGCUGCUACGCCCAAGCAAACCAGACAUGAAGGUGCCGCCCAACCUCGGCUCGUCCUUGAACCAGGCCUGGUCCCUGAACUGCCGACCACCUCCAGCACGGGUGACACAGAUGAUCAACGAGGAAAAAACUCGUAA